This is a messenger RNA of Trifolium pratense (red clover), 2686 nucleotides long. RefSeq names its product putative inactive cadmium/zinc-transporting ATPase HMA3. Gene Ontology annotation, biological process: monoatomic cation transport. NCBI's taxonomy places the organism in Eukaryota, Viridiplantae, Streptophyta, Magnoliopsida, Fabales, Fabaceae. The transcript is spliced from 9 exons. Bases 158 to 2533 code for a protein of 791 amino acids. Gene Ontology annotation, molecular function: ATP hydrolysis activity; metal ion binding; ATPase-coupled monoatomic cation transmembrane transporter activity. The record is from RefSeq and is a predicted model, not a curated record. Gene Ontology annotation, cellular component: membrane.
UACAUUUUCCUCCUACAAAGUCAGGCAUUACUUUCAUAUUUUAUAAAAUGCCAAAAAAUAAUAACAGAAUUAGCCUUAAAACAUAGAAUUAGGCUCCUGGAGGCUAUGUUUUGUUUUUCCUUUUGAAAUUGAUUGCAAUAGUUAAGAGAAAUAUAUAAUGGUUGAGAAUAUGAAGAGAAGCAACUUUGAAGUGUUGGGAAUGUGUUGUGCUUCAGAAGCAACACUUGUUGAAAGAAUUUUGAAGCCUCUUCAUGGAGUCAAAGUUGUCUCAGUCAUUGUUCCUACAAGAACUGUUACUGUGGUGCAUGAUGUUCUUCUUAUCUCAGAAUCACAAAUAGCUGAUGCACUAAAUACAGCAAGACUUGAAGCUAGUUUUAGACCACAAGGAGAGACCAAUAAUGAAAAGAAAUGGCCUGACAUAGUUACAAUGGCAUGUGGCUUGUUACUUGCACUUUCUUUUUUGAAGUAUAUAUAUCCUCCUUUAGGAUGGUUGGCUCUUGGUUCUGUUGCCAUUGGAUUCCCUAAAGUUCUAUUAAGGGCUAUAGCUUCCAUUAGAGCUCUUACUCUUAAUAUCAACAUUUUGGUUAUCUUGGCAGUAUGUGGUACUGCUGCUAUACAAGAUUUUACAGAUGGUGGAGUCAUCAUCUUUCUGUUCUCCAUUGCUCAGUGGCUUGAGACAAGAGCAACUCACAAGGCAAUGGUUGCAAUGUCUUCUUUAACAAACAUGGCUCCUCAAAUGGCUAUUGUUGCUGAGACCGGCGAACGUGUUGAUGUCAAUGAUGUUAAGAUCAACACCAUCCUUUCAGUUAAGGCUGGUGAGGCUAUACCACUUGAUGGAGUUGUGGUGGACGGAAAAUGUGAAGUUGAUGAAAAAAUGUUAACAGGAGAGUCAUUUCCUGUCACCAAAGAAUUAGAUUCUCUUGUUUGGGCUGGAACUAUUAAUAUGAAUGGAUAUAUAAGUGUAAGAACUACAGUGUUGGCAAAAGACACAAUGGUGGCUGGAAUGUCAAGACUAGUUGAAGAAGCUUCUAGCAGAAAAUCACAAGCACAAAGAUUCAUAGAUAACUUUGCAAAGUACUAUAUACCUGUGGUUGUGUUGAUUUCAGCUAGCAUUGCAGUGGUUCCAGCAGCAUUAAGAGUUCCUGAUAUUGAGCCUUGGUUUCAUUUAGCACUUGUGGUUUUAUUGAGUGGAUGCCCUUGUGCUCUUAUCCUCUCCACACCUGUUGCAAUAUUUUGUGCUCUCACAAAAGCUGCAAUAAGUGGAUUAUUGUUGAAAGGUGGAGAUUAUCUUGAAACACUUUCAAGAAUUAAGACAGUGGCUUUUGAUAAAACAGGCACCAUUACAAGAGGAGAGUUCAUUGUAACAGAUUUUAGUGCUGCAGAUGACAUCAACAAUGAAACAUUAUUGUACUGGAUUUCAAGUAUUGAGAGUAAAUCAAGUCAUCCAUUGGCAGGUGCCUUAGUGCAAUAUGCAAUGUUGCAUUCUAUCAAACCAGUCCCAGAAAAUGUGGAGAAUUUUCAAAAUUUUCCAGGGGAAGGAAUUUCUGGUACAAUUGAUGGUAGGGAUAUCUAUAUAGGCAAUAAGAGAAUUGGUGUCAGAGCUGGCAGCAAAAAAGAUGAUUGUGAUGUACAAUUUCAAAGAGAUGAAAUUUCCUCCAAGAAACAAUACUGUGGAGAAACUCAGGUUGGAGUUUUCAGCCUAGUUGAUGCUUGUAGAUCAGGUGCUUUAGAGGCAAUGGAAGAGUUAACGUUAUUAGGUGUGAGAUCAGUCAUGUUGACAGGAGAUAGCUCACAGGUUGCUAUGUAUGUUCAGAGUCAGCUAAACAAUGCUAUAGACAUUGUUCAUGCAGAGCUUCUACCUCAUGAAAAGGCACAAAUCAUUGAGAAUUUCAAGAAAGAAGGGCCAAUAGCCAUGAUAGGAGAUGGCAUUAAUGAUGCACCUGCAUUAGCUACAGCAGACAUAGGCAUCUCAAUGGGACUUUCUGGUACAGCUCUUGCAAACGAGACAAGUAACGCAAUUCUCAUGUCAAAUGACAUCCGAAAAGUACCCGAAGCAAUUCGUUUAGCGAGAAAAACAACUCGAAAGCUUAUAGAAAAUGUCAUUAUUUCGGUUGGAUUCAAAUGUGCCAUACUUGCAUUGGCAAUUGCAGGAUAUCCAUUGGUUUGGCUUGCUGUUUUGACUGAUGUUGGAACUUGUUUACUUGUGAUUCUCAAUAGUAUGUUGAUUUUACAACAAAAUCACAAAUAUGAUGAAAGAGAAUCAACAAAGUCUAAAUAUGGUGAUUUUUUUAAAGAUAAGACCAAACCAUUACUUAACAAGCAAAGUAAUGUUGAUGAGGAAAAAGGGCUUAUUGGUAGUGAAGAGUGUGGUAAAGGGUGUUGUAAAAAUGUCACACAUCAUGUGGAAACUACAACAUCAAGCAAAGAUGAAUCUUUUGGAGUUUCAAAGUUGAGAUUACUCAAGGGAAAUGAUAAUGGAAACUUUAUGUUCGUUGAAGUUCAUGUUGUGAAACCUUGCAAUGAUUUUGUUUAGAAAUAAUCAAAAUGUGGGACGAGUCAUAUUGGGUAAGGUUUAGGGACAAUCUUGUAAAUUGAACCGUAGUAUUUAAACCAACGUUGUAAUAUAUCAUCCAAAAUUUGAAAAAUAAAAAAUGAUGGCGGUCACUCUAGAGUCGGAGGUUUUGAA